CGGGAUAUUUUAUGACCCACGAGAAUUAUCAGAAAUUUGCUAGGACAUCAGAGCAAAAAUGCGAAGGAUUGGUGGCAGACGCUAAAUUACCAUGACCAACAUCUGAUUUGAUUUUCAAACAGGAUUUAUUAAUUUUUUUGAAGUUUGUGCUCGGAAUAAUUAUUUAUUUUAAUUGUUAAAUUAUGCUGUGGAAGAUAAUGAAGUUUUCAAUAGGACUCUUUGUUUGUUUUGCGUGGUUUGCUCCCUUCGUGUUGGGGAACGGCUUUCUGAAAUCCCCCACCAGUCGUUCGUCUGUGUGGCGCUAUUUUGGGGAGGCACCAUGGGGAGACACUUUAACACAGAACACAGAGGAUAUGUCUUUGAAUUGUGGAGGAACUUAUACUGAUGGAGACCUGACGGGGAAAUGCGGUCGUUGUGGGGAUUACAUCGGGGGAACAAGACCAAACGAGGCUCCUAACGGACAGUACGCCUCCAAAAAGUCGACGUACAUCUACCGAGAGGGCGGUGUGGUCAAUGUCACGGUCCAAGUCACAGCACGUGCUAAUGGCGGCUUUUUCAAGUUUAAGUUGUGUCAAUCUGAUGCUAGCACUGCUGCCUCACAGGCUUGCUUCGACCAGAACCCGCUAAAGCUGGCUAAUACCGCCGACCAAACCAUCAUCCAGAUUCCGGACAUUGAUGGGGAUGUUGUCGUUCCGCUUCAGUUGCCAGCAGGACUGACAUGUGACCACUGCGUCAUGCAGUGGACAUGGGUAACUGCAAGAGACUGGCGAUGCGCUAGCUUGAAUGGUCAGUUGGUGUGCGGUAUGGGAUAUGGAAUGCAGCCCACGUUUGUAAACUGCGCUGACUUCAGCAUUCUUGCCCAGGGAGCACCUGUUCCUGCGGGUUUCCAUUGGCCAGAUUAUAACUCGGUAUACGCCACCAUUCACGGGGGACAUACUGGAUCAGGGACGACACAAGCACCAGCACCCACAACAUCUGGUUCUGUUGUUAUCGUUCCGACCACUGCAGCACCAACCACAGCGGCGCCACAAACAACCACCACAUUCCCUAUCAUCACCAAUCCUCCUACCACGACCGCGGCUCCAGUAAUCACCACGGGCUCCACUAGCGCUCCCCCAACCACCACCGAUAAACUGAUCAUCGUCACGCCCACCCCUGUAAACCCGAUCUCCACAUCCCAACAGCCGCCAGCCACACUGACCACCACACCACCCCUACCCCUGUCCACAGAGAAACUGAUCCCCGGCCCUGUGAUUCCCCCUGUAGCACCUAUUCUUCCGGUCGGACCAGUUGUUGGGGCUGGUGGCGGUCUUUUGGGCGGUUUAUCGUUCGGUAGUCUUAUGGCACCCCUGGGACUAGGUUUAGGUGGACUUAUGCUUAUGAUGGCUAUGAAUAGAAAUCAAGGAGGGGGCGGCGUGGAGUAUAUUGAUAUCCCACCGAUGGCAAUGCCAGCUAUUUCUCAACCAAUGCAGCCUAUGGUUGCCCCUCCAUACGCCCCAUCCUUCGGUUACACAAUGCUGCCAGCUCCAAUCAUUGUACCAGUGGAGCAACCCGCUCCUGUCAAAAAAGGAUACGGAAAAGGUUACGGUAAACACCCAACCGGUUAUGGCAAAGGAACUGGCUAUGGAAACAACAAUUACAGAGGAUACGGGAAUAAAAAAAGUUACGGUUCGGUUUUUGUGAACCCUGGGUAUGGCUACAACAACGGACAGUACCAGCAGACAUACAACCCGGCAUCCUAUAACCCGUCCUACAAACCCCCAUCAUCCUAUGGCAGCAGCAGCCGGCCCAACAGGGGAGACGAGCAGUUCUUUGAGCUCCCCAACAGCCACGCCUUCACUCGGAUAGUUUUUGACGUAGAACCAGAGGUCAACAAAGUCCGGACACAGGAAACAGUAGAACAAAAGCCACGGAAAAUCGACAUCUCGGCUUUCAGUAAGAACUGUCCGAUUUCAAAGCAGACGUGCAAACCUCGUUAUGGCGCGAACGAGCCGACUGUGUACGGGAAUGUGGACAUUGUCAGUAUGAUAUGUGAACUCCACUGCUCUGACCGGAAUCCUCACUGUCCGGAGCACAUGUGCUCGUGCACGUGCAUCGAAGAAGCAGCCGACAACAUAGCUCUGCAGGAUAGAAUAUCUGCAGCAAGCCUGUUUGGAAAAUAAUGGUUACCAAUAAGUUCGUAGAAUAAUUAUAACUAAAUCAACGCGGUAAAUGCGUUAAAGAAUUUUAACAGUUUUCUUUUUAGAAAAUAAUGCAAUAUUUUGGAUCCUUUAUUGUAAAAUACUAUAUGAAGAGACAAUUUUUGCAGAUAGGUUUGCGGUAUGAUAUUGGUUACCACAGAUUGAUAUAAACCUCAGUAAUAUGAACAUCAACGUUAACGGAGGAAAUAUUUUUAUUGUUAUAUCGUAAGUGAUUAAACGGAUUGGAUUAAAACAAGUUACUAUUUAAUUUAUUAAAGUUUUCUUGUAUAAUAUGCAAUAUGUUAUUGAACGAUUUUGGAUUGAUUGUAGCUUAGAAGAUUGAACCCCAUACAGCGAGUGCCAAAAACAAGGUGGUUGGGUUCCAUAUUGUGUUUAUACAUGUAUAAUCUUACAAGAACUCCUGUAAAACCAGAGUUUUGGAGAAAAGUAGUGAUUUUAAUGCGAGUUCAAAUUAAAUAUAUUUUUGUUUGUUAUAAGAUUGAGGAAGAGAAUUUGAACAAAGAGUUUUUGUAAAGCAACAGAUUGUGUAACAAGCAAUAUGAUCGUACUAUGUUACAAAGAAUGCUAUUUAAAUAAAUCGUUUUUCUGUUGUUAAUAAAUUUUAAACUAAA
Molecule: messenger RNA, 2812 nt
Organism: Magallana angulata
Lineage: Eukaryota; Metazoa; Mollusca; Bivalvia; Ostreida; Ostreidae
Exons: 4
Coding region: 183-2162 (659 amino acids)
Source: RefSeq, a predicted model, not a curated record